AUGAAAGAGAUCUACACAGGGCUACGUGCUUACCAAGCACGUAUAUUACAACCGGGAUUAUGGGUACCUGCACAAAGGCGUAAUUCCAUGUUUACGCCCGUGGCCCUAGUGGUCACCUGUGGGGUGAUUGGGAUAUACGGAUCACGGAGCGCUCGGAUCGUCGAUCGUAUAUUACCAAAAAAUAGGGAAUUUAAUAAUAAGCACCCGGAAAUCGUGGACACCGGUGCAGACAUUACGCGCGCCAGGUAAGUAAAAUAAAAGAAAGAUGCCAAACGCAAAAAGUAGGAAAUUCGUGACGGAAAUUAUACAUUUAGUAUUCAAAAAAUAUACAUAUAUAUAACUAGAAAAUAACUGGUAAUUACUAAACUGAGGAAAUAACAAAUUUAGCGUUGCAUAUAGAUCUAAAUUAAGUAACUUUAAUACUUUAUUUAUCCUACCUUCUAAAUUUCCAUUUAAAACAAUUGUACAACCCCUCAGUAGUAUCGACUCUUUUUUUUUUUUUAUUUGAUACGAAUACAAGGUAAAUAAACUUUAUUUUUUAAGCAUCUUUAAAAAUAACUAAAUUCAGUCAACUAUAAGACUAUAUUAUCUUGUGUAUCUAUGAUUUUCGAGUUAAAAAAUAACUGAUAUUGUGGAUGGAUGAGUGGAACUGUUCUGGGAAAUUGGAAAGGUGUGAUACAAUAAACCAUUGAAAAUGAAAAGCGAUUCUAAACGAAAUUUGGUUGAUAGUUUUGCUUUGUCAACAACAUAUGUGUUAUAAUAUGGUAAAAUAAUUACAUAAAAUGCAUUAUGUAUUUUCUUUAAUAAUAUUUGUUUAAUAUUGUACCUAUUUUCCCGUUUUUCCUACAUGUUUCACAUUUAUUUGUAAAACUCCUGAAAAAAUCAAAAAAUGGUCUCUCUAAAGUAGUUAAAUAGUCCGAUUUUCCUCCAGAAAUAGAGAUAUCAUUGAAAAUCGGAGCAAAAUUGCUAAAUUGGUAGAAUAGUAAAUUGUCCACAGGAAAAUAAUAAUAAAAAAAUAAACAUCAUGAAUUGUAAAACCAAUACAUUCCUCGCUCCGCUCAGAAUCUAAAACAUAUUAAAUUGAUAAAUGUUUUGAAAUAUUUUACUACGUUUAGAAAAGUCUUAUACAACAAUUCAAUAAAAAUCUCACAAACAUUUAUUUACGAUUAAUUAACCAAAACACAAUAAUGAAAAUAAUUAAACUGUUAAUCCCGUUUUCUCUGUUUUCUUUUGUUUUUUUCUGAUUUUUCUCAAUUAUUAUAAAAAAUUCUUUGAAAAUCAAAAAAUUACCUCCUCAAUAAACUUAUUAAAUCUAAAAUGUGACAAAAAGGUAUCUGGUAAUUUUUUGAUUGGUACACUAUUUCUGGUAGAAAAUGUGUACAUAAACUAAAAAAAAAGAGCUGAUUCCGGAGAUGGGUUCUACUGUUAUAAUUGGGUACAGUCAUACAGGAGAAGGUGGGAUACAUAAAGUUAUUUAGGUUAUACCUGUAACCAAUGAUAAACCAUUGAUAACAAAAAACGAUUAGGAGUAAAGUUCGGUUAAACAUGUUUUGAAAGGCUGUAAUAUUUAUAAUUUACAUCAAAAUUUGAUUUUAAAACUCUUAUAAAGAAAAAUAUUAUUAAUAUUUGAGUUUUUCGCGGGAUGAUUUUCAGCAAACUUAUCACAGUUGUAGAGAAGAACGACCAAAAAAGAAAACGGUUGUUGGAAGACGUACGUUCGCAAUCGGUGCGGAUCGCCAACAGGUGUGACGCGUUUGUGGACCAUAUACCGGAAGGCGACAAGGACGCGGAUUUCAACGUGACCGUUUUUCGGAACCGAACAGUGGAACAAGUGCUGGCUGAUAACAGUCGUUAUGGGUUUCAUAAUGCUUACAGAGUGUAAGUACAAUAAAAUCUUCAGCAUAUAAGAUUAUAGAAUAUAAAACUAAUCAUAAAAGCAAUAUUACUUACAAAAAAAAAAGACGGGCAUACUUCGCACGUGAGUGCUGUCACUAUUAUAGGUGGGAAGUUGGACAGAUAAGAUACAGACAGGAAUUUAAUUUAUAUCUAACAAUUUUAUAUAAGCAAUAAUUUAUAUAAGCAACUAUAAAUCAUUGCUAACGAAAAAACUAUUCUGAGCUGAGUUCAGUUGAUAGUGUUGCUUUGUCAACAAUACAAUGUAUGGUAUACAUCAUAUUAUGGUAAAAUGAAUAGAAUAAUGUGCGUUUCCAUGACAACACUGAUCGUUUAAAAAAAACUAAAAUAAUAAAUACUUAAUAACGAAAAAUAAAUAAAAACGGUCGCCAACAACCUUAUUUUUAAUCUUUCAAUUUUUUUUAAACUAAAGAUCGAGGUUUUCCUAAUUAUCUCUAAUGUUAAUGAUAAUUUAAAAAAAUGACCUCCCUAAAAUACCAUCCAGAGAACAUUUACUUUCAGAAAAGGUGCUAUACUUCGAUCGAUUUUCAUAGAAGUUACGUCAAAAUAUUCAUCAAGAUCCGCUAAGUGUCAUAUCAUAGGUUACGUUUCAUUUUUUUUUUUUUUUUUAUCACAAUCAUAUUCAAUCUAGAGAAUGUUUAAAGCUUUUGAAAUCUUCGAUCUGACUAGUUGAAGUUGUAAACCUAAUAUGCAAUAGUUUUGGCUGGAUACAAAACAAUAAUGUAUGGGUAUUUUUAAUUUCUAUACAAUCAUUUAACUAAUUAACACGAGUCUGAAAAGAAAAUUAAUUUUUUAAUAAAAACAAAAACGAUUCUGAGCUAAGUUCGUUUAUACAUCGUUUGAAAGGCCGUAAUAUAUUUACGAUUUUCAUCAAAAUUUAUUCUUAAAACCAUAACAAAAAAAAAAUUAUUAAACUACACUUACUUACUUUUUAACUAUUGAGUACAACUUAUAAUAAACCUCCUGUUAAAUGUUCAAGCCUUUUUGUUUAGUCAAACAAUUAUAUCCACAAUCCAUAUAGUAUCUGUUAAAUAAAAACUACGUACAAAAUUCACAAAAUUAAAACUGAAUUACACCAAAAACAAAAUUAAAAAUUAUGAACCCAUUAUUUCCAUAAAUUUCCCCGUUUUUUCUACGUUUUUUUUUUCAGUUUUGAUCUAUUAUUAAGAAUACCUUACAGAUAAUCAAAUAAACGAUAUUCUUACUUACUAGCUAGAUUAAAAAUAAAAAUGAACCAAAAAAGGUCUCUUGCCAGUCGCCAUUUUUCUAUUGGCGCAAUAUAUUUCUAGUAGAAAACAUAAUGUUUAAAAACUCAAAAUAAUGAAAACUAAUAAUGAACAUUAUUAGUUUUCAUUUUUCGACUUUUUUUGAUUAUUCCCAAUUAUCAGGAAAACUACUUGAAAAAUCAAAUACUGACUUUUAUCCAGAGAAACUAAAUUCAAAAUGCAACCAAAGUAGUAUAUUUUCAUUUUUGAUUAUAGCAAGAUUUCUAAGAGAAAAUACAAAUUACAAAAAUGUUAAAUCUUAAAAACUCCUACACUUUUGUCAGGUUUUUUAGGUCAAUUCCUUAAAAAUAAAAAAAUAACUUGCUUCAUCAAUAACUAUUCAAAAUAGAACGAAAAACCUGGCAUUUUUUAAUUAAAAGAAUAUGUAUGGUGCGUAAAAAUUAAAAACAAUGAAAUUGGUAACACCACGACAAACCGUAAAUAUUUUCCAUUUUUCCUAUAUUGUUUUCAAAGAAGUAAUGAUACUGAUGAUGAACGUGUCAUUGUUAUAAGUGAAAAAUUGAGAAUACAGGAUACAUUAAGUUAUUUAAUUUAUAUCUUUAAGGAACAAUAAACCAUUACUAAUAAAAAACUAAAAAUAUAAUUCGGAGCGAAGUUCAGUUUGACAUGUUUUGAAAUGCCGUUAUGUUUACAAUUUUCGUCAAAAUUUGAAAUUAAAAUUCCAAAUUUCAAAAAAAAAUUGCAAAAUUAAAACGUAUAUACAUAGCUCAAAUAAAUGGCUUACAUUUUUUGGGAAGUUUACAUGAAGUAAACUUUUUCUAGAAAAGCUAUAGAAAGUAAAUACAAGUUUUCUGACAAUUUUUUAAAUCUUAAUGAAUAUUUUUAACUGAAUUACAACAAAAAAACAAAAUAUAAAAUAAUGAAAGGAUUAGUUCCUUAAAUUUUCCCGUUUUCUCUACGUAUUUUUAAGUUUUGCUCAAUUAUUAAAAAAAUUAUAAAAAAAAUCAAAAAACAACUUUCUUGAUCACUAACUAGAUUAAAAUUUAACAAAAGAGAUCUUUUGUUAUUUUUUAUUAAAACAAUAUUUCUGACGAAGAUGAAAAGCGUCAAAAUUUUAUAUAACUAAAUCGUAACUUCGUAAACUUAUCAAUUUUCAUUUUACGUUUUUUUGUGCUGUUUUUUCUAAUUGUUUAUAAAUUAAAAGAGAAAAUCAAAAAAGAAUUACUCAUGAACAAGAUUAAGAAUUCAAUAAAAAAGGUCUUUUUUCAUUUCUCUAUGGGAGCAAUAUUUUUUGUAGAAAAUAUCGUUUAAAAAGUUUAAAACAAUUUGACCGAAAAUUUAUCUGUCCAAAAGUCCUAUUUUUAAAACGCAAAAAUCCCACAUUGGAUUGAUGAUUAUUUUUUUGGGGGGAUAUUUUGUCAAACUAUAAAAAAUUUGAGAUCAAUUAGUUAAUUAUCAAGUAAGAUAGAGUGGUUUGGUUAGAAAUGUUUACUUUUUAUUGAAUAAUUUUAAUUUAUAUGCUAAAAAUGUUAAUUAAUUUCUCCAGUCUAAAAAAUUUUAGUUGAAUUUUUUUCUUCAAAAUGCACACUUAUUAUAUUGGCUAAUACAGAAUUUAGACGGGAGGAAUAAGGAAAGAUAAUAAAUUACAAAUCUAUUUUUAAAUUACAAAUUGAUAACUCUUUCCUACUCCUCCGCGAUCUAAAUUUUAAACGAUUAUAUAUUAUAAACAUUAAAUCUGUUAUUAGUGUUAGGCAUAUAAAAUUUUUUAGAAAAAUAGACUCUAUUCGAAUCUGUGUUCAAAAAGAGGGUUUCUAUUUGAAAAACAAAAGUAUACACUUAUUUAACAUAAUGGAGUAGGGGUUAAACAUGUUUAAUGUUUUCGAUAUAAAGUUUAAACAAUUUCAUAAUGAUUAAAACAAAAUUCACUUAAAAUCCUCUAAGAUAAUUACUGGUUCAUGAUAAAAAAAUCACUCUGUAUAAUCUAAAGUCUGUUUCUACUUUCCGCGCUUCUUCAGAUAGUUUACCUAAUAUACAGUAUUUUAAUAUAUAUUUAUUAAAUAUAAAUUAUUAUUUUCUAUGUUUUACAAUUAACCUACCUGUAGGGACUGGUACAAAUCAUAUAAAAUCCAUACCGUGAAUUAACACUUUAUGCACACUAGCAGGCAAGUAAUACUACGGAUACAUGUAGGUACAGUUGCAACUUUACAAACAAGUUUGUUGAUUUUAAAAAAUAUUCUUCAAAAUAUUCAAUAUUUAUUGUAAUAUUGGAUUAGUUUAAAUACUUACUGACGAUUUAACGUCUAUAAUAGGCUAAGAAUGAUUAAAAAUCAUAUAUAGAACAGAUUGUUCACUAUACUCAAAUAUUAAAUUUUAGUGGUCCUUAUCUUUACGUCAAGUGAUAAACUAUUUCUUAUAUCUUAUCUAAUGCAGGUACAUUAAGUUUAAAAUUAAAUCAUACAGGUUUUUAUAAUAAUACAAUAGUCAUAAUAGUUUAGUAAACGGUGGCAUAACUAGGAUCUUGGGGCCCCGAUGAUGAGAUAAGUCUGGGACCCUAAAACUAUUUUUAAGUAUUCGCGAUCAGUUAAUUUUUUUUUAAUACUGAAAAAUUAUCAUUAAACGUGCUACUCAAGUUUUAUUUAUUAUCAGAGGAAUAAUAAUAUAUACUUGUUACGCGGUUAAUUAAUAAUAAUAAACAAUAAACAAAUUACACUAUAUAAAUUAUAAAGAGACAAUUAAAAUCAAAAAUUAAUAAAAAUAUAUAGAUACACAUAAUAUAAAGAAAUCGCUUAAUAAAAUAAUAAUAAUUUUAAAAUUCAAAUUGUAAGUGUUAUUAAAUAUGGUACAUAUAUUUAGUUUUAGUCACAUUAUAUUCAUAUUGGAGCCAGUGGUAAUACAUUAUAGAUUCAAAUAAUGUUAGAUAUAUAGUUCUUAUGACUCUGAAAAGUAAUAUCUCACGUAGUUCUUUCAUUAUAUAAAUCAUCUUCUUUAAUUUAUUUGAGACGGCUGUAAUCUGGUUUAUCCAUUUCGUAUGAUAGCAUAAUUCGAACUUAUAGAUUUUGGUAAUGCUAACGGAAUUACAAUCACAGUAGUUUAUUGUAUUGUAAUAGUUGCUUCAUGGAUUUUUGUAUAAUGUAUGACUAUUGGUGGUAACUGGUUAUGUCUAUUCAGACAGUGUGUGAAAUAAAAUGGUCGAUUUAUUGAAAUUUAGGAAUAGACUAUUAUCGCUUUAUCAAUUAUAAAUACAUUUUAGACCGACCUCGAUAUUUUGAAUUACUUCAUUCCAUGUGCUACCAAUACAGAUUAAGAAAAUAUCGUCUAUUUUCCUCUUUUAACUUAAGUAAUGAAUAUUAAAAAUAAUCAGAGAUAUAAUGUUAUACCUUGUGGUAUACCACAUUUAUUGAUUAUGUUCACUAGAAUAAUAACAUCAUUUAUUUUUACCCUCUGUUUUUUAUUUUCCAAGAGUUUCAUAAUUCAAAAUGCCUAGUAUUGAUUACAUAGGUAAAAAAAAAUAAGUUAGUUUUAAUUUUUGUGUGAGGAACUUAUGAAAGUAUAAAACAGAAUAAAUUUUUGAAAAAUUUAAAAAAACUAAAGCUAUAGUAUAAUAAUAGUUUAAAAAAAACUGUCAUAGGAUAAUGAGGACGGGUUUAGCCAUUGUUGUAGGUGGACAGUUGAGUCGAUAGGAUAUAAACGAAAAUGUUCUAACUAAAAAUCGAAUCUGAGCAAAGUUUGAUUGAUAAUGUUCCUUUUUCAACAAUAUAUACAUAUGUCGCAUAUUAUGGUAAAAUAAUUACAUACAAGUAUGCAUUAAACAUUUACAUUAACAAUUUAUUUAAUAUUGUACCUAUUUUUCCGUUCUCUCGUUUUUUCUCAUUAAUUAGGAAAACUCCUUAGAAUAUCAAAAAAACCCCUAAAGUACCUCCUCAAUCAGAUUUUCCUUUAGAAAAAAUGCUAUUAUUUUAAAUCGAAGCAAAAUUGCUGGUAAAAAAGUUUUCCAUAGAAAAAACUGUAGUGUUUUACCAAUACAUUUCAUACAUUUUCUCGCUCCACUCAGUAUCUAAAAUACGUAUAACAUGAUUAGAGUGAUCUGACAAAAUUUUUUUUUUAAAUUAUUGUUGAAAACUUGAGCUACAUCAUACAUGUAUUCAAAAUUGCAUAAACCUGCGUAAUUUUUACUAAUACAUUUUAAAAGCGGAAAAGUAAUGAAAAAAUUGGGUUUUUCGUGUAAAUGUUGAAUUACUAUACAUAGGAAGGGAAAGAAUAUUUUUUAUCGCAAUUGUUAGACAAUAUAAUAAUAAUGUAAAUUCUAAAGAAGACAAAUUUAAUUAAGAAAAAAAUUAACUAACAUUUCAACGUAAAAAUUUGAAUUCUUCAAUAAAAAUGUAAACAUUUAUAAUCAAACCGCUCUAUCUUACUUGAUAAUCAACUAAUUGAUUUCAAAUUUUAAAUUUAUCCACGUAAUAUUCUCAUAAAAAAUAAUUAUCAAUCAAAUGUAUGAUUUUUUGAGUUUUAAAAUGAGACUUUAGGCCAGAUAAAUGUUGAUUUCAUCCCACUAUGUACCACGGUGCCGUAAAUAUUAAUCGAUUCUAAUUUUUUGGUUUUAUCCCAAUUAAUAUAAAAACUACUUUGGAUAUCAAAAAACGAUUUUCAUUAAAAAUAGCUAAUAGCAAUAUUUCUGGUAGAAAAUAUGUGUUGCAAAAUGAAAAACAAUUAAAUCGGUAACGCUGCAGUUCACCGUAAAUAUUUGCAAUUUUACCUAUAAUUUUCUUUUGUGUUUUUCCCAAUACUUUUGAAAACCCCUUAGAAAAUCUAAAAUGUAUUCCUAAUGCAUCAACUAGAGAAAAUGACCAUUCGGAAAAGGUACGUCUCUCUACAUAUUGGGGAAAUUUUUCUGUAAAAAAAGUUGUUCACAGAUAGAUAAAAAAAUCCACAUAUCAUAGUAAAAUCAACAUAAUAUCCCUCACUACCUUCCGAAUCUAAAGUAUUCAUAUUGUUGUACCUCUUGAAUUAUUUCAACUUUUUAAAAAAAUCCUUAAUUUGAACGAAGAUCUCUCAAUAAUUUAGUUGUCCGCAUAUAAGAAUUUAACUACGUACCAAAUAUUGGUCACAAUUUAUUUCGUAAGGAAUUUGCAAUUUUUCGUAACACUGUUAUUUGUACACAUUUCCUCCCUACGACGAAACCAAUAAAUUCGUUUGUCGCUAUGUCAUCGUACUGCUUAUUUUUAUCUACUCCAUUAUUUCGUUCUGCAAUAGGUACGCAGACAACUUUAGACGGCUGACGGGAGAGAUAACGGCAGCCGCGGAAACUUGUCGAGAGACGCGCGUGCGUCUUGUCUCGGAAUUCCACAGCAAACUGCAACGAUUAAUCGGCGACGGAGUGGAGCAGUCUAGAAAGUCAGAACAGCGUACAAAAAUAUGCUUAAGUGAUGUACUCCAAAAAAAUUAGCGUUCUGACAUUUUAAAAUAUUUUUCAUACGGCUAAACAUACCAUAUUAAUUCCAACUUAUAACUAAUACACUUGCAUAAGUUCAAAUAUUUCAAAUAAAUUAAUUUCAAAAUACUUAUCGACCAUUAUAAUAAUAUACAAAAACCAGUGACGUAACUGGAGCUCAAGCAAAGCCCCCCCCCCCCGUCCGGAUUGGUUUAAAAAUUGAAAUAAAAUUCCAAGGGAUGGAGCGAUCCACCCAUCGCCCUCCCUUCAUUUACACUAUUAGAAUAAGCUCGUGGAAAUUGAAAUUCUGGAACGUUAAUUUUUAGGUUUCUAAUUUGUAUUUUAAUACCUUAAAAUCAUUCCUCAUUUUUUCCAUAUAAUCUUAUUUAUUCUUAGAUAAUAGGUUGAAUUUGAUGUAUUUCAUCAAAUUUCUUUCCAAUAGUAUCAAAUAAUUAUCAUAGCCUUACUAUAAUAAUGUUAUUAUAUAAUAUUAAAAUUAAUUGUCGCUUCGCAGGUGUGUUUCGAAGUAUAUAGAGUACAAAAAUCUAUUAAAAUGCGACGACUCGUUUGGCGGUGUAAAAACGACAUCCAAAAAAGUAGUCAAGGAAUUCAACAACAGGACGCGAACAGUGUGGUUAACACUUAUGAGCCACGAGGAUAUAUUGUCCCAGGAAAUAACAGUCUGUAUUUUAAUAUACAUUAUAUCUAUUAUAUAAGGGGUGAGGGAACAAAGAUAAGAUUGAGAACAUUCGAGAAUAAACAUAAACAUAUUAAGAAAUAGAUUGCGCCUAAAGAGAGAAAACCAGUUUGAUUAUAGAAUAAGAAAGAUAGACUAUACUUUACCCCGAAUAUCGAUUUAAAGUAGCAAUCAAUAAUUAUUCCAAUGAUAGUUUUAUUAAAAUAUAUGCACUCGGAAUUUUCCAGCAAGAGUUUAUUGCUACAAACAUGAAUACUAUAGUGCCUGAAUAUCUCUAGGAAGACUGUUAUUCCCAUCAAUGCCUGUAGAAAGUUUACAUACCCUAGAAAACUUUUGUCAUUAUUAGAAACAUUUUCUUUUUUAUACUUUUCGUCCAUUAUCAAUCCACAAAUUGAAUGUUUAUCAUUUUCGAUUUUGAGUGGAGCGAGGAAUGUAUUGGUUUUACAAUGAUGUUUAUUUUUUUUUUUGUGGACAACUUUUCUACCGGCAAUUUUGUUGAAAGCGCUUUUUCCUGAAAAAAAUCUAACUGGGAAGGUACUUUAGGGAGGUGACUUUUUGCUUUUCCAAUAAAUAGGAAAAACCAGGAAAAUAGAUACAAUAUUAAACUAAUAAUAUUAAAGAAAAUAUAUAAUGCAUAUACAAUUAUUUUACCAUAAUGUAACAUAUAUCAUUGACAAAGCAACACUAUUAACUGAAUUCUGCUCAGAAUUGUUUAUCGUUCAAAAUGAUUAAGUGUUGCGUAUCUACAGAUAUACAUUGAAUUCCCCCUCUACCUUCUCAACUUCUUACUUACAACGGUGGCCCAUAUGUGAAGUAUGUCGGUUUUUUGUUUCAUUUCUUUUGUUUAAUUAAUAACAUUCAGAGAUUUCUUGAUAAAACCAAAUUCACCACCAAUAGAAGUAUAGAUACUAUUUACGAAUUGUACUUUUAUGAGCAAGAGUUUUGUUGAAGGAAUUUCGUACCUUCGUAAUUAAAAGCAGAAGAAGAAAAAUCUAAUGUGAUGCCAAUGCGAAACUAUGCAAAUCUCGGAGAAUAUUGAUGUAUGUCAUGAUAUAAUAUUGUAUUAUGAUUACAUUUUUUUUCAGGAAAUUACUUUUUUUUUGUAAUUUUAUUACUAAUACAAUACUAAUUCCUUUUCGAAAUUGUAACUUAAUUAUUCUUGUGGUUAUUUUUUUUAUUUGGUGUAUUUAAACUAAUAAUCUAUAUAGUUAUCGAAUUUUUAAUAUAAGUUACUGUUUGAAAAUCAAAAGCUGGUCGUUGUUUUCUUUCUAAAAUAAUAUGUGCGUGAAAUGAAUAGGUAUAAUAACAGUUUUUACGGCAGAGUAUUGAUUGGUUUUUCUAAGAUUAGAAUGCGUACCGGAAAAACUUCACACUUUAAACUACUAUGAAAUUAAAUCUCAUAACAUGUCUUAAAAAAGUAAUUCUUAUGAAAAAUUCGGAACGCACUAAAAAUUUAAUCAAUAUUCUGCCGUGAAAACAGUGAUUACACCUGUUCUAAAAAUCUUGUAUUUCGGUGGUCGAUUAAGUGGAGUAGAUAACUUUUGUACAAUUUUUCAUAAAAAUGACUAUUUUAGGAAAUAUUAUGAGAUUUAAUUGCAUAGUAGUUUAAAGCGUGCAGUCCUACCGGAACGCAUUCGAAUUUUAGAAAAACCGAUUAAUACUCUGCCGUGAAUACGUUAUACCAGUUGACCUUGGUGUCCAAUUAUGUAACGAAGGAAAUUUUUAUAAAAUCGUAAUAAAUAUUUAUGCAAUAUAGUUCUGUGGCCAUUUGAAAACAGAAAUAAUAAAAUAUUAUUAGCCGCUAUUAUUACAAUAAGUAAUAGCUAGAAUUUGCUAGCAAUAUUAUUUAAUUUCUAAUGGUAGGUGUAAAUUAGCGCCGGUGAACUGCUUUGUUUAGCUCACACAACGUACAUCCCAUGUCUGUUAUUCAACAUUAGUAAAAAUGUUUGUGAGUUAUCUUUCUCCAUCUGGUGCUCAUAUUACGUUUAAUUAACGUAUACAUGUUGUUGUCAUAUAAAACCGUUCUUAUCAAACUAUUGUUGAACUUAUAUUGCUCAUUUAGUCAUUUCAUGCCCGGAAAAUGAUGACAAAAAAUAACGGUGAUAUAAUUACAUUUUUAGAGCUACCUACUUGUUUCUUUAAUGUCCUAAAAAACAAAUUUCGAAAAAAGUCAAUACUUUCCCAGAUAAUGAGCGUCUCUCUAAAAUUGAUCACUUUGUAUAGGUAGAUAUAUAUCAAUAAUAUUGACAUUAAUUGAUUAUAGAAAAUGAUCGGUGAAUUGCGGGACGUUUUCGAAAAAUAUAUGACCGAGUUUAAACAGUUAGUCGAUAACAGAUUCAUCAUUUUGCAGAGACAACAAAGCAUAUUCCUGCAGUUCAUCUUAGAAUACGCCGUGUCCUCGGCCCAAAGCGAUGAUGUUAGUAAUAUAUAUAACAAUAGGAACUUAAUAUAGGCACUUUACGUACCUAUAUAUUUAUAAUAUAGGUAGAUAUAUAAAACAAAACGAAGUUGUUUUGUUUAUAUAUUUAAUGGUUAUAAUAUAUAUUAUCAGUUGUUACUACGAGACACAUGUGACACAAUAUUAAUCUUAGUCAAAUUGGCAUUCACAUCUAGUUAUUAGGCUUGAUUCAUGUGCACAUUUAAUUAAAUUCAAUUUUAACCAUCAUUUGCCUAUCAAAUAAGUAGAGGGUAGAUUUGUUAUGUAAAACUGUAAUUUUAUUGAAUAUGAUGGAUUCAAAAUUCAAAGUAUCAAGAAUUUAAAAGCUACAUUGUGUUUUGCAUAAUACUGAUAUUUUGAUGUUAAAAGAAUUUAAGCAUCGUAUUUGGAAGAUAUUUUAAGAAAAUAAAGUCUGGGUUCUAGCUGAAACAAAUAUUUUCUAUCAUUUUAUAUUUCAGAUACAUAACAGGUCACAUAAAGUGUCUCAAAUUACUAAUGACAUUUCUGAAUGCAUGGAAUCACAAGCUUUGCAGGUAAACCAUGCAGGAUGUUACAUAAUCAAAAGAGCAUCGAAAUGGCUGACAGACUUGUUUAAAAAUUUGAAGAAGUAAAUUUGUAUAAUAUUUUUUAACCUACUACUAGAAUAAUUUAUGUUUGUCAUUAAUUUUUAAAUAAUUCUUUUAUAACCUUACCUAUCAAUAUUAAGUGAGUAGAAAUAAUAUUAUCAAAUUAUAACUAAUAAAUACAAAUUAUAAUAAUUUUUCAGUGAAGAAAUUCAGAGAAAUCGCAGGAAAAUGUUGGAAAUAGCCACAUUUGUACAUUAUCAAGAAGAAUCCUUCAAAAAAAUACUGUUUUGA
Cinara cedri is the source of this 12559-nucleotide messenger RNA. Lineage: Eukaryota; Metazoa; Arthropoda; Insecta; Hemiptera; Aphididae. The record is from the annotation of a GenBank genome assembly.